Messenger RNA from Aaosphaeria arxii CBS 175.79, 1790 nucleotides. RefSeq lists its product as uncharacterized. The transcript is spliced from 2 exons. The coding region runs from base 104 to 1420 and encodes 438 amino acids. The record is from RefSeq and is a predicted model, not a curated record. Lineage: Eukaryota; Fungi; Ascomycota; Dothideomycetes; Pleosporales.
ACACUCAAAGGCACCUAAUUGAGGCCUCUCGAUUCCCGCCUAAUCCGCCCGUUCGGCCCCGUCGCCGUCCGUCAACAAUAACAACAACAACACCAACCUCGUCAUGGCCAAGGGUGCUCUCAUCAGCGCUGGUGCCGCUGCGACUGCCAUCGGCGCCACCUACAAACUCGGCGAGUUCCUCUACAAGGCCAAACGUCUAAAGGAUGUCGGUCCAGCCAACGCCGUCUACGUCCGCCUCAUCAAGCGCGUUCGCGCCGAUCUCGACGAAGUUAAGCGCCUCCUGACCGUCGAGGAGGUCAAGGAAGCCCUCGCCGCCAACCCGGGCAAAGCGAAAUGGGUCUUCGGAGCCAUGCGUGACGUCCGCGGUGCCCUGGAGAACAUUGCGCCCUACACUGAGCGUGUGUCCAGCGACGUCGACGAUGGCCGCCGCGUCGGUAUACGACACAGGGUUUACUGGCUCCUCAGCGAGAAGGAAAAGUUGGAGAACCGCGAGAAGGAGCUCAACUUCGCCCAUGCGAGCUUGAACGAGGUUAUCGGAUACCUAGGACCACUCGAGCCGAACAGCGCCGCCAAGCAGCAGGCCCAACCUGCCCGACAGCCUCAGACUCAGACCCACGAGACUCACAACACCAAGAUCGACGUCGACAUCCGCCGCGACGCGCCCGAGCGCCAUGUAGACGAGAGGAAUGUCUACAUCGAGAGGCACGAACACGGUCCCAGGAGGGUUGAGGAGCGCGAGGUCUGGGUCGAGCAUGGCCGCGACCCUCGCCGAGUCGUAGAGGAGCGCGAGACUUGGGUCGAGCACGAACACGGCCCCCGUCACCACGAUGAGCGUCAUAUCCACUACGACUCCCGCGGCCGCCCCCAGCAGUACGACGAGCGCGAGUACAUUGAACACCAUGACAGCCGCUACGAUGACCGCCCUCACGAUCCCCGUCAUGGUGGACGUGUAGACGAGCGCCAUCUCCACAUUGAGCGCGACCCUCGCGAUGACCGUCAUGUUGAGGCUCGCUUCGAGCAGCGUGGCCCCAACUACUAUGAGGAGAAGCGAUAUGAGCAGCGUGGCCGCAUGGACCCCGGACUCGGACGUCGUCCCGAGUCCUUUGAGGACCGUGUCCCAGAGCGCGACACCUGGAUGCAGAGCGAGCCACGAAGGUCCCCUUACGGUCAGUAUGCGGAAUAUGGUGCGCCCCAACCCAUCGGAGCUGCCGAGUAUCGGCGUAGGUUUGACGGCGAUCCUGGAUUCGGAGAUGAAAUUGUGCUGAAUCCCCAACCAGUGCCUCCCAUGGAUCACGGUUAUCACAGAGAGGAAUGGAUUGAGCAGCGUGAGAACUACGGUUAUGACGAAUACGGCAACAAGCUUCCCGAGCAGACUGUAGGCACGAGGUACCCCCAGUAUCCUCCUCGCAGCCGCUUCUGAUCGGGCAAGCCAAACCCUCCCCCAAAAUGACCAGGUUCCCUCUUUUCAUGUCUCUCGCGUAAUGCUGGAUCCCGACUUCAUGUAAAUGGUGGUUUGGAUCAGUCUCUGUUGAAUAGGUUCCUUUGUGUGGAUUUGCCCGUUCGAAUGUGUUGUUGUAUAUGCAAUUUGUGGCCUCCCGUUUCCGGUACGAAUAUCUAGCUGUUUGUAUGUGUUGGGCCGUAGUUUGGAACGAUGAAUAUUGGCGAUUCUUUCUUGUCUUAAUCUCCUCUUCUAUUCCGACGUGCUUAUAAUUAUCAUGUGAUCAUCCUGCGCAACUACCUGAAUAUGCGGUGUGCGAGAGGCAAUUACGUUCACCACAUGGGUAGGUAUU